Molecule: messenger RNA, 1047 nt
Organism: Penicillium samsonianum
Lineage: Eukaryota; Fungi; Ascomycota; Eurotiomycetes; Eurotiales; Aspergillaceae
Product: zinc-binding alcohol dehydrogenase family protein
Exons: 1
Coding region: 1-1047 (348 amino acids)
Molecular function (GO): oxidoreductase activity, acting on NAD(P)H
Source: RefSeq, a predicted model, not a curated record
AUGACUACCAUGAAAGCAAUCGUUAUUACUGAGCCCAAGACUGAGAGUCUCGUCACCGACAGACCCAUCCCCAAGCUCCGCGAUGACUACAUUCUUGUCAAGACCGUCAGCGUUGGCUUGAACCCCACCGACUGGAAGCACAUUGCCUACCUCUCCCCGCCUGGUGUUCUGGUCGGAUGCGACUAUGCAGGCACCGUCGAGGCCGUCGGCAAGGAUGUACAAAAGAAGUUUGCCAAGGGUGACCGAGUGUGCGGAUUCGCACACGGCGGCAACGCAGUGCAGCCCGAAGAUGGCGCUUUCGCGGAAUACAUCGUCGCUAAGGGUGACAUUCAGUGGAAGAUCCCCGAACAUAUGAGCUUCCAGGAAGGCGCCACCCUCGGUGUCGGCAUUAUCACCGUCGGCCAGGCUCUGUACCAGAGUCUGAAGCUCUCGUGGCCCACCGAACCUAUCAAGGACGCCACUCCGAUCUUGAUCUACGGCGGUUCCACUGCGACCGGUACCCUAGCUAUUCAGUUCGCCAGGCUCUCUGGCUAUAAGGUGUUGACUACCUGCUCCCCUCGCAACUACGAUUUGGUCCGCAGCCUUGGCGCCGACAAGGUCUACGACUACAAGGAUCCUAAGGCCGCUGAGCAAAUUCGCAAGGAUACCGACGAUAAGCUGAAGUUCGUUUUCGACUGUAUUUCGCUCGAGUCUAGCGCUGCGUUCGCUGAUAAAGCUAUCUCUACCGAGGGCGGCGAAUACAGCGUCCUCCUGAACGUUAAGAUCGAACGUGCCAAUAUCAACAAUCGUUUCACCCUGGGUUACACUGCCUUCGGUGAGAACUUCGAUUUGGGCGACUUCAAAAUUCCCGCUACUCCUGAUCAUAAGGCAUUUGCUGAGAAGUGGAUUGCUGUUGCUGAGGUCCUGCUUGCUCAGCAGAAGAUCAAGGCCCACCCCCCUAAGGUUGGCCAGCACGGUCUCAAGGGCGUCAUCGAGGGUCUUAAGCUGCUGAAGGAGGACAAGGUCAGCGGUGAGAAGCUGGUCUACAAUGUUUCCGAGACCGCAUAA